GAGAAGAGAGGGAAGAGGGGAAAAAGGAAAAGGGGGAUCUCUCCCGGUUUUCUAUCUCGCUGAUUUCAGUCGGUGAGCCGACAUGCACGAAAGCUCCCCAGCAUCAUCCACGUAGUCAUCAUCCACAGAUAGAAGAAGAAGAGUCUUUCCAGUUUCUCUCUGACCGAAGGACGCUAAACAUUUUGGUUCUUUCGGGAGUUCUAUAUCGAAUUAAAAUUAAAGAACAACAUUAUGUUAGAAACCAUGGAUCGAUCUAUCGAUCUUCGUUAACGAUCCAAGCUUGGACUUUUGAACAAAAAAAAAAAAAAAAAAGAAAAAACAAGAAAACAAAAUCAAUCAGUGUUUGAUUCACUUGUGUUCGACUCUCUCAAAGUGAAGUGCAGACUAAGUGAAGUCUAUCUUAGGAUCAUCAAAACGGAUUCUACUAUUAGAAAACUCAAUAAAUUAGGUACGGUGUUAUGUACAAAGAUCAGCAUCCUACGUAAGAACGCUUUCUCAGGGGUCAGGUGAAGUGGUUGGUGAAGAUUCAAGAUAAUUGAACAGUAUAAUUCAUUAGUAGUCCAUUCGCAAAAAUGACGGAAACAUCUAGAGAAGCUGAUGUGCCUGACUCGGAAAAUCCUGAUAAUGCGAGCACGUCUUUGAAUUUAGCAUGUACUCCUGCUAAUAAUGGCAAACCACUUCCGGAUCGUGGAACGUGGAGUACCAAAUUGGAUUUCAUUCUUAGCGUGGUUGGACUGGCCAUUGGACUCGGUAAUGUAUGGCGUUUUCCUUACCUCUGUUAUAAAAAUGGAGGUGGUGCUUUCUUGAUCCCAUAUUUCUUAACAUUGGUACUAGCUGGUAUACCAAUGUUCUUUAUGGAAUUAGCUCUCGGUCAAAUGUUAACAGUCGGCGGUUUAGGUGUUUUUAAAAUUGCUCCACUUUUUAAAGGCAUCGGUUAUGCCGCUGCUGUGAUGUCCUGUUGGAUGAACGUUUAUUACAUUGUUAUUCUUGCAUGGGCGAUAUUUUAUUUCUUUAUGUCCAUGCACAGUGAAUUACCUUGGGGUAGCUGUAAUAAUUACUGGAAUACAAAAUAUUGCGUAAAUCCUUAUGAUAGAAGUUCGUUACUUUGUUGGGAUCAAAUGACAAGGAAUCACAAUGUAAUUAAGAUGUGUUCUGUUAAUCAAAUGAAUGUCACCAUCAAUGAACUCACAGAUCCUGUAAAAGAAUUCUGGGAACGUCGAGCAUUACAAAUUAGUGAUGGAGUAGAGUAUGUAGGUACUAUACGUUGGGAAUUAGCUGGUACUCUACUAUUGGUAUGGAUUUUAUGUUACUUUUGUAUCUGGAAAGGCGUAAAAUGGACUGGCAAGGUAGUUUACUUCACUUCACUCUUCCCUUACGUUUUACUUACGAUUUUAUUAAUUCGUGGGAUUACUUUGCCUGGUGCAAUGGAGGGUAUAAGAUUUUACAUCAGUCCAAAUCUAUCAAAAUUAAAAGAGUCCGAGGUAUGGAUAGACGCAGUUACACAAAUUUUCUUUUCCUAUGGACUCGGUCUUGGAACAUUGGUUGCUCUUGGUAGCUACAACAAAUUUACCAACAACGUUUACAAGGAUGCCCUGAUCGUUUGCUCGGUAAAUUCAUCGACCAGCAUGUUUGCUGGCUUUGUCAUCUUUUCGGUUGUUGGCUUCAUGGCUCAUGAACAACAAAAACCUGUAGCCGAAGUUGCUGCUUCAGGACCAGGAUUAGCUUUUCUUGCAUACCCUUCUGCAGUCCUUCAAUUACCAGGUGCACCUCUCUGGUCCUGUCUUUUCUUCUUUAUGUUACUUUUAAUUGGUCUGGAUUCGCAAUUUUGUACUAUGGAAGGGUUCAUCACUGCAAUGGUAGACGAAUGGCCUCAGUUAUUACGUCGACGUAAAGAAGUGUUUAUUGCGAUAGUCUGUGCUUUAUCUUAUCUCAUUGGACUCUCAUGUAUUUCGCAAGGUGGAAUGUACGUCUUCCAAAUCCUGGACUCUUAUGCUGUAUCUGGAUUCUGCUUACUCUUCCUGAUAUUCUUCGAAUGUAUCUCGAUCAGUUGGGCUUUCGGGGUGAACAGAUUUUACGAUGCUCUUCGGGAUAUGAUCGGUUAUUAUCCUCUAAUGUGGUGGAAAUUUUGUUGGACUAUAACAACUCCGAUGAUAUGUGUCGGAGUUUUUGUCUUCAACUUGGUGCAAUGGACACCGGUAAAAUACUUGGAUUAUGAGUAUCCUUGGUGGUCACACGUAUUGGGAUGGUUUACAGCAUUAUCGUCUAUGCUUUGCAUACCAGGAUACAUGUUAUAUGCAUGGAUGAAAACACCAGGUGAUAACAGUACGAAAUAUAAAUUGUUAAUUCGAAUAGAAGAUGAUGUUGCAGCGUUACGAACAAAAAUGGGUCAACCAUCGGUCGAAUUAACACCACUUUAAAAUGUUUAGUCCCUGUUUUUCUCAAUUACCUGGAUCACAGGGAUCUAUUUUGACCUUAUGAGAUAUGAGGAGAAAGAACGCAACACUGCCGUUCUCGUUGCUUCCAAAAAGUUUCAACGCUUUAUGCGUAUGACAAUUGAAUCGGCUUAUUAACUAGCCAAUCUUGUAGGUAAUAUGUCGAUCUAUCGCGAACAGUGCAAUAUAAACAAUAACAAAUGAUAUUAAUAGCGCUAUUUGUUAUUAUUACUUCGGACAUAUUGGAAAGGACGAGAAUUCUGCUUCUAUUAUUAAUCGUUGGCGUUAAAACUCUUGUAAAAAGUUGUGUAAAAAAAAGGAAGAGUGUGUUAUAUCUAAUGUAGGCAUAUGCCAACAAAUAAUAUAUACACGUAUCUUUAUGUGCAAUGUACUCAUAAUACGUUAUUAGUUUGAGUUGCACUUGUAUGCUCUUUAGGUUGAGAAUUUAGUACCUUUAGAAAGAUCAAUAUAUGUGUGUGUGUAUAUAUAUAUGUAUAUAUAUAUAUGUAUAUAUAUAUAUGUACACAUAAACAUACACACGUAUAGAGUUAUAUUACAUAAACGUAGGUAUAUAGGAUAUAUAGAUGUGUAUGUAUAAAAAGAAUAAUAUAUGUCAAAAGUUAGAUUUAGUACGCUUAUAAGAUCGCAUAAAGAAUUAUUAAGAAGAAAAAUCAAAAAACAAAAAAAAAACAACAAAUAAUUUAUUCGUUAUUGUUUAUCACACUUAAUUGUUCUAUUUGAGUUUUAACACCAAUCGUGAAAGAGUAAAUGAAAUGACAAAAAAAAACCAACAAUAAAAAA
This is a messenger RNA of Vespa mandarinia (Asian giant hornet), 3233 nucleotides long. It is a transcript of the gene Gat-a, whose product is annotated as GABA neurotransmitter transporter-1A. Gene Ontology annotation, molecular function: gamma-aminobutyric acid:sodium:chloride symporter activity. The record is from RefSeq and is a predicted model, not a curated record. Lineage: Eukaryota; Metazoa; Arthropoda; Insecta; Hymenoptera; Vespidae. Gene Ontology annotation, biological process: amino acid transport; sodium ion transmembrane transport; nitrogen compound transport. Gene Ontology annotation, cellular component: plasma membrane; neuron projection.